AUGAUCCUCGUUAAUGAUGAAUUAGUUGAAGGAAGGAAAAUUGUGAACAGAGCAAUUGUAAAAACCAUUGAGGUUGAUGAUGGUGAAAUCAUCGAUUGUUAUGACAUUUAUAAACAACCUAGUUUUAAUCAUCCUUUGUUUUCUAAUCAUACAAUACAGAUGACACCAAGUUCGUAUCCAAAACAAAUGAAAUCCGAUAAUUUUGGUACACUUCAACUUACACAAACUUGGCACAAGUAUGGAUCAUGUCCCGAAAAAACUAUUCCUAUUCGGAGGAAAGGAAAAAGUUAUGAUCUCGUAUCUUUACGUAAACAUUACGACGUUGUUAACGAAGUCCAUGAGUACGCCUAUGUUCGGGUUCAUGGAAAAUUUUUAGGAGCACAAGCAAAGAUAAAUCUUUGGAAACCAGUUACUGAAAUACUUGAGGAAAUAAGUGUAUCCCAAAUCUGGAUUGUAGCUGGUGAAAAUAAAAAUAAAAAUACUAUUGAAGCCGGAUGGGAAGUGUAUGAAGAUCUAUACGGUGAUGCCCAUACCAGAUUUUUCAUAUUCUGGACGACGGACGGAUAUCAAGACACCGGUUGCUACAACCUCAUGUGUGAAGGUUUUGUGCACACAUCAUCAGAUAUCGCCCUUGGUUGCGCAUUCAGUGAGGUGUCUACUUUUAAUGGUAGUCUAAAAGAUGCCGCCUUCAACAUUCACAAGGACCAAAAUACUGGAAAUUGGUGGGUAUAA
Molecule: messenger RNA, 732 nt
Organism: Papaver somniferum (opium poppy)
Lineage: Eukaryota; Viridiplantae; Streptophyta; Magnoliopsida; Ranunculales; Papaveraceae
Exons: 7
Coding region: 1-732 (243 amino acids)
Source: RefSeq, a predicted model, not a curated record